Messenger RNA from Triticum turgidum subsp. durum (durum wheat), 582 nucleotides. NCBI's taxonomy places the organism in Eukaryota, Viridiplantae, Streptophyta, Magnoliopsida, Poales, Poaceae. The record is from the annotation of a GenBank genome assembly.
AUGGCUUCCGGGAUCGCCAGCAUGUCGUCGUCUCUUGCGGUGCUCCUCCUCGGCGUGCUGCUGCUCUCCCGCGGCGGCGUCGGCAACGCGGCGCGGCACCUGGCGGAGGCCGAGUACCCACCGGUGCCGCCUAAUGUCCCGGCGCCUCUGCCCAAGCCAGACGUGCCGCCGCCGUUGCCCGCACCGGAGGUGCUGCCGAAGUCGGGGCUGCCACCGCUGCCCACACCUGAGGAGCAGCCCAAGCCAGACCUGCCGCCGUUGCCCACACCGGACGUGUUGCCAACGCCGCCGGAGCUUCCGCCCAAGCCGGAGCCCGAGCUGCUGCCCAAGACAGACGAGCCACCGAAGCCAGAGCUGCCGCCACUUCCGACCGGUGAGCUUCCACCGAAGCCGGACGACGAGCUGCCACCCAAGGCAGAGGAGCCCCCGAAGCCGGAGCUGCCGCCAUUUCCGACCGGUGACCUUCCACCAAAGCCGGACGUCGAGCUGCCACGGAAGCCAGACCUGCCGCCGCUCCCUACCGGUGAGCUUCCAUCGACGGCGCAGCCGCCGCUGCCGAAUCCCGCGGAACCAAAACCAUGA